This is a messenger RNA of Cylicocyclus nassatus, 1014 nucleotides long. NCBI's taxonomy places the organism in Eukaryota, Metazoa, Nematoda, Chromadorea, Rhabditida, Strongylidae. The record is from the annotation of a GenBank genome assembly.
GUUUCAGCCUAAUAUGGAUGAGAAACAUCCAACUUAUAUAGUCGACGCCUUCACAAGUCACCGAUUUGCCGGAAACCAAGCCGCUGUUUGUUUGAUUGAAAGGGAACUGAGAGAUGACGAAUAUUUGAGCAUCGCCGCGGAAUUCAAUUUAUCUGAGACGGCAUUCCCUAUUCCAGUCGGUGGUGACUACAAAACUGCGAACAAAUUUACGCUGCGGUGGUUCACUCCCACCACCGAAGUCCCUUUAUGUGGACACGCUACCCUAGCGACAAGCCACGUUUUGUUCAACGAAGUAGGAAACCAGUCAAACCAAAUCACCUUUGCCACACGGUCCGGCAAUCUUAAAGUGCGAAAGAAAGACGGGGGACUUGUUGAGAUGGAUUUUCCACAAUUUGGCAUAACAACCGUACACUUCUUGGGCGUGCCGAAUGUUCUCGUUAAAUAUUUCUCGGAAUUCGAUGCUCCAUCGUUUCUUCAUCACUUGAUUGAAUGCCUUAUUCCUUCAACAAUCAGUGUCAGGGGUGUUGCGUAUGCUAGCGAAGCCAAGAAAGUAAUUAUAGUGGUUGACAAACACACCACAAACCUUGAACUUGCUGAGAUUAGCACCGCAAAGUCUGAGAAAAUGAGGGCAUUGGAUCCUGAUGGAAAUUUUGUGCGUGGCGUCAUCGUCACUCUUGCUCCAGCUAAAGCAGAAGCUCAGGGCUUCACAGACUCUCAAGAUGAACCGUAUGACUACAUAUGCCGUUAUUUUGCUCCUUGGGUCGGCAUUACUGAAGAUCCAGCUACAGGCUCCGCUCAAUGUGCACUCGCUCCUUUUUGGUCGCCCAUUUUGGGAAAGCGCAAUUUAUACGCUUAUCAGUUAUAUCCCAGCCGUGGUGCGCAGUUCAGGGUUGAAGUGAGGGAUGCAAAUAGAUUGGCCUUAUUCGGGCAAUCGGUAACAGUUCUAAAAGGAGAAUUAUUUUUGAAUGAAGCAGUAUUCUAUUAACACUUUCUGUUAUCUUAGCUCUACCUCCU